AAAGCAUACAAAGGAAAAAGUGAUGCUCUUCAGAGGGAAAACAGUUCGAUACUCUGCGUGUGCUUUACAGCCCUUACGAACAACUUUUCCGCGGCAUCUCGAAGCUAGAUGACAAGAUAAAGCACAAAGCCGCGCCAGUUCAGCGUUCCUGCCCCUCCAUCGCUUCCUCAUCGUCCCUUGCUGCGGCUGCGGCGCCGGGCGGGGGCCGGCCCGAGCCCCGCACGCCGUCCCGGGGGGCGGCUGGGCAGACACAGCCAUACAGAUUUAUAUUUUAAAAAAGAUCGCGGGAAGUGCGGCUCCCGGAACCCGGGGGAGGAGGGAAGGCGGGCGGGGAGGCGGGAGGCAGGGAGGGGAGAAAGAGGGGCGGGCGAGGGGGGCCGUUCCCCGCCUCACUCCCACCCCCGCUGGCUCCGCCGCGGCCGCUGCCGCCGCUGGGCGCUGGGAGGCGGCAGCGAGUGCCCGCCGCCGGAGCCGUUUGAGGAACCACGAGCGGGCGAGCCAGACUUUUACCUUUUCUCUCUUUUUUCCCCUCCUCACCCACCAUGCCGCGGACGCCGCUGCCCGCGGGGGACGAGCGGCGGCUCAGCCCGGCUCCCUUCUCUUGAGGGGAUGCGGGAGGCGCGGCCGGGACGCAGCUAGCGCGACCCGCGCCUCUCCGCCGUCCUCCCCUUGCCGCGUCCCCGACCACCAUGAGGGAAGAGCGAGAAGCUGUGGCGGCGGCCGCCUCCCCCGCCGGGGCCGGCAGAGCCCCGCAGCACUGCCCGCAGCCGGACGGCGGCGGGGCGGCCGCCCCCGCGGCGCUGCCCGGCAGCGCGGAGAGCCUGCGGAACGGAUACGUGAAGAGCUGCGCGACCCCGCUGCGGCAGGACCCCCCGAAGAGCUUCCUCUCCUUGCUGCUCUUUCCUACCGCCUCCUCCUCCCGGGCUCGGCUCGCCCUGGGCGUCCUGGCCGCCGCUGCCCUCUCGCUCCUGGCCUUUCCCGGCCGGGGCAGCGCCCGGGAGCAGCAGGACGGGAGCAGCUGGCGGAGCCCGCGGCCGCUGCACGCCUUGCUGUGCCUGACCCGCUUCCUGAGCCCUCUCUUCAGCAUCGCCUGUGCCUUCUUCUUCCUCACCUGCUACCUGGUCGGCGGCCGGCGCGGGGAGCACGGCGGCGGCACGACCCGCUGGUGGCUGCUGGCGCUGCCCCUGUGCUGCUUCUCGGGGGACUUCGUGGCGCUGCAGUGGCUGCUGCCCGCGGAGGGGCAUGAAGAGGAGCCGCAGAUGUUCCUAGGAAGGCUCCUGACGGUGCUGGUCUCGGUGGCAGCGCUGACCCUGCCGCAGAGCUCCCUGAAGUUGCGCCGGAGCCUCCUCGUCUUGGUGUUGUGCAGCCUGGUGUGGCUGGUGUCGCUCAGCAGCCUCCAGGCGCUGCCCCCAGCGCUCGGCCCGCUGCUGGCCGGCACGGUCGGGGUGGCAGGCUGCCUUCUGGCACUCUGUGGCGGGGAGCACGGCAUCUUCUCGGCGCAGAGCCGAGGAGCGCACCACCAGCAUCACCGCCACCCACGGCUCCCCAGCGUGGAGGAAAAAGUGCCUGUGAUCAGACCCAGGAGGAGAUCUAGCUGCGUGUCCCUAGGGGAAACUUCGGUCAGCUACUACGGCAGCUGCAAAAUGUUUAGGAGACCCUCGUUGCCUUGCAUUUCCAGAGAGCAGAUGAUACUUUGGGAUUGGGAUCUGAAACAAUGGUACAAGCCCUAUUACCAGCAUUCCCAUCUAUUCCAGAGUGCUGGCAGUGGGAGCGGAGUUGAUCUCUCGGCGCUGAACGAGGCUCGGAACAUGCUCACGGAGCUCCUGAGUGACCCGUGCCUCCCACCACAUGUGAUCUCCUCCCUUCGAAGCAUUAACAGCCUCAUUGGUGCUUUCUCAGGAGCGUGCAGGCCAAAGGCCAGCCCAUUCACACCCUUUCCUGGUUUCUUCCCCUGUCCUGAAAUAGAGGAUCCUGCUGAAAAAGACCGGAAGCUGCUCAAGGGAUUAAGUAGCAGGAGCAGCCUGCCAACCCCACAGCUGAGACGAUCCUCAGGAGUUUCUGGCUUGUCAUCUAUGGAAUCAACAUCAUCCAGAUGGGAAAGGAGUAGCAUUAGCAAGAGAUCCCAUCAGGAAUAUAACACACCAAGCCAAGGAUCUCACUCAAAUGGGUCUUUUGGUGCAAACUUGCUGACAAUACCAAAGCAAAGAUCGUCCUCUGUGACCUUGGCUCAUCACAUGGCCCCCAGACGAGCAGCAACGACUUUAUUGUCAUCUGAACCCCAUGUCAUGUUUGUUUUGGAAGGUGCUUCUCCUGGCCUGAGUCCCGUGGGUUCACCAAGCCAUGGAUCUGUCUCCAGCGGGGCUUUCAGCAGCUGGUCACCUGUGGAGUUCCCUGACACGGCUGAUUUCCUCACAAAACCAAGCAUUAAUAUACACAAGCCUCCAGGACACACACUUAGCUCUCCAGAUUUUCAGCAGCCAGUUAAAACACCUGUAGGUUAUAUGUGUAGCAGCUGUGGACGUCAGAUACUCAAGCCUGUUCCAGUACCAGAGCCAGACUUUGCAGAAUACAGAGACAGAAAAUCAGUUGAAAUUGCAAGUGCUAAUGUCUCCAAAGAAUCUUUCCACCCUACAGAGAAGAGGAAAGAUGAAAAGAAGGAAUUGAUCGAUCAAACACAAAAUACACUGCUUGUGGAACAGAGUUCUACAUUAGAAACAAUGUUAUUAGACCAUGAUUCACUAAUGGAGAAGAUGAACAAUUGGAAUUUCCAAGUUUUUGACCUUGUAAAAGAAAUGGGAGAUCAGUCUGGAAGGAUCCUCAGCCAGGUUACUUAUACCUUGUUUCAAGACACUGGCUUGUUUGAAAUUUUCAAAAUCCCCACUCAAGAAUUUAUGAAUUACUUCUGUGCACUGGAAAACGGCUACCGGGAUAUUCCCUAUCACAAUCGUAUCCAUGCCACGGAUGUUCUCCAUGCAGUGUGGUACCUGACCACACGGCCCAUUCCUGGAUUUCAGCAAAUCCGUAAUGAGCACAUCAUGGAGAGUGAAAUAGAUGAAGCCAGUGGUAUUGCCCCAGUUCAAGUCAGCUACACUUCUUCAAAAAGCUGUCCUAUUACUGAUGACAGUUACGGCUGCCUGGCAUCAAACAUUCCUGCUUUGGAACUGAUGGCUUUGUAUGUAGCAGCUGCCAUGCACGACUAUGAUCACCCUGGACGUACCAAUGCUUUUCUAGUGGCCACAAAUGCACCUCAGGCUGUUCUUUACAAUGACAGAUCAGUCCUAGAAAAUCACCAUGCUGCAUCUGCCUGGAAUCUUUUCUUAUCACGACCAGAAUACAACUUUUUAUCGAACCUUGAUCACGUGGAAUUCAAGCGCUUUCGUUUCUUAGUGAUUGAAGCAAUCCUUGCCACAGACCUCAAGAAGCAUUUUGAUUUCCUUGCAGAAUUUAAUGCCAAGGUGAAUGACAUGAACAGCAAUGGCAUAGAGUGGAGCAAUGAGAACGAUCGCCUGCUGGCCUGUCAAAUAUGCAUCAAACUGGCUGAUAUCAACGGCCCAGCCAAAAUCAGAGACCUGCAUCUGAAAUGGACUGAAGGCAUUGUCAAUGAAUUUUAUGAGCAGGGUGAUGAGGAAGCAAGUCUUGGAUUACCUAUAAGCCCCUUCAUGGAUCGUUCUUCUCCCCAGCUGGCGAAAUUGCAGGAAUCUUUCAUCACUCACAUUGUUGGCCCCCUUUGUAAUUCCUACAAUGCAGCUGGGUUGCUUCCAGGGCAGUGGAUUGAUGAAGAGGAGGAGGAUGCAGAAAGCACUGAAGAUGAUGAUGGUGCACAGUUAGAGAGUGAUGAUGAAGAAAUGGAAGAUGAUCUUAUUUUAAAAGCUCAAAGAAAAAAAGGUAGACGAAUAUUUUGCCAGCUAAUACACCACCUCAGUGAAAAUCACAAAAUAUGGAAGAAAGUCAUCGAAGAGGAAGAGAAAAACAAAACAGAAGGAGCCAAACUGCUGACUGAAAUCUCAUCUUUACCUCAAGCAGAUGACAUUCAGGUUAUUGAGGAAGCUGAUGAAGAUGAUGAACGGCAGCUAGGAGAAGAGAAGACUUGCUGAGGGAGCUCCAGCGGUGUCCAGUGUGAUGACAGCCUAUGUUUUUUUCCCACUGUGCUGACUUCAGCCUGACACAGCUCACACACAAAAUCGAAAGGCCUUAAUACUGUGAGAGGAUUCUUUUUGCUCUGGUGGAAUCCCACUCCUAUGCACUUUCGCCACACAGAACUUGAUUCAGAGAUUGAGUAUUGUAUACCCUGAUGCAAAGUUCUUUAUGCCUUAGUUGGUAUAAAAUAUCCUGAUAUAAUGCUGCCUUGCUGAAUAUGGAACUCUUCUUUUCCUUGAGGUACCUGCAGUUUUUAAAAAACAUUCAGUGACUUUGAUUACCAAAGUGGCAAGAACUUUUCGCUAACAAGGAACAGCGGGAUGAAUCCUAAUGUUGUCUUGAGUUGCUUAUUUCAUGUUGUUUUUGAACAUGAAUGAGAAAAAAAGUCUGUGCCUACAUGAAAACUAUGUUACUGCUGCAGUGCAAGCCUGUUGUGGGGUGUCUACUUAGUGCAGUAGUGUGCUUCAUGUAGUCAUCUCAGAGCAACUGUUCAAGGACUGUGACAUAAAUGCUGAAUUCUGAUACUUGUGGUUUAAAAAGAGGAAAGAAAAUCCAGGUGCAUCUAUUUCUGAUGCUUUUUAUUAUUGUGCAUAAUCUGAUGUUUUAUUUUUGCAGAAAAUAUUCAGGUUUGCAGUGGAUGUUCAUGAUAUUUCAUUGAAUACAAGGCCAUUCUCAUCUGUUGCCUUGCUGUUUUGUGGUAGAACAUUAAAAACCUGUUCAGCUACUUAAAUUAUGAAGGACUUUUAUUCUUUUAGUCAUAAGUAAUGUUGUAUUUCCUGCCCUUACUCAGGUUCACUUUAAAAACAAGUCAACCACAUCACAGAUUUUUAUCUUGCACCCAUUUCCCAUAUUAAAUUUAAAGGAAAUAAGAUCGUAUCUCAUUUAUUCUUUGUAUGUAAAGCUCUAGGAGAAUUAAAGAUUUUUUUUUAAAAGACACAAACUACUGUUGCAAAAUGGCUAUUUUAAUUUGCCCCACACAUUUUUUCCAUCACAGACACAGUUUUUAUUGCCUUCAAGUUUGAUGUACAUCCUGAAAUACACAUAUGGAAACCAGAAGGUGGAAACUUUGUGUAAAGCCAGAUACAAGAUAAAAAUCAUUGUACUGUACCACAUUUUAGAUUGUUGAGUUUUAAAAUAGCAAACUUACACAUUCCACCCCAAUGUAUUUUUAGAAACACUACCAUUGUAGGUCUAAUUUGUAAACAAACAAAAAAAAAAAGUUGAAAAUUAGGCUACAGGUAAGCAAGCCACAGAUAAGGCUAGUUUUAAAAGUGCUCCUUUUAGUACUGAACCUUUAAAUGCUGUGUAGUUGAACUGAAUAAAACCCAAAUGCACGUGUGCUAUUUCUAAAUGUGUCUCAGCAUAUUUGUGUUUGCAUCAAUUGACUUGGAAAAAAAAAAAAGAUAACCUUGUGUAAACUGUAUUACAAUAUUUUACAUAGGUUUUCUUUCUGCUGUUUCAUUGGCCAGUUUAAAUAACUGAAAGGUUUGGGGUUUUUUUUUUUUACUUUUUGCUUUUUUCACUAAUAAGCCUUUUGUUGAUGCACUUAAAAGACCACUGAAAUGUGCUUUUGCUAUAUCUUCAGUGCCAAAUUCCCCUUUGCUGCCAUUAUCACUGUCACUGCAGGUUUUUUGUAACAUGAGCAGUGUUAAACCAGAUAUUUCUGUCAUUAAUAAAAUGUUGCACUAUU
Messenger RNA from Pyrgilauda ruficollis (rufous-necked snowfinch), 5827 nucleotides. It is a transcript of the gene PDE3B, whose product is annotated as phosphodiesterase 3B. Bases 690 to 4094 code for a protein of 1134 amino acids. The record is from RefSeq and is a predicted model, not a curated record. Gene Ontology annotation, biological process: signal transduction. The transcript has 16 exons. Lineage: Eukaryota; Metazoa; Chordata; Aves; Passeriformes; Passeridae. Gene Ontology annotation, molecular function: 3',5'-cyclic-AMP phosphodiesterase activity; protein kinase B binding. Gene Ontology annotation, cellular component: membrane.